Molecule: messenger RNA, 1314 nt
Organism: Drosophila navojoa
Lineage: Eukaryota; Metazoa; Arthropoda; Insecta; Diptera; Drosophilidae
Gene: Mrgn1
Product: Mahogunin ring finger 1
Biological process (GO): protein ubiquitination
Cellular component (GO): cytoplasm
Molecular function (GO): ubiquitin protein ligase activity
Source: RefSeq, a predicted model, not a curated record
AAAAUAAAAAACCGUGCAUGGCGAAAGCUGGAUACUAAUAGAUAUAUCUGCAGAAAUGGGCAAUUUUGUAAGUAGACAAAACGUAGCUGUCGAAGAAGCUGACCAUAUUACCAAUCAUGCCUAUAAAUAUCCACCACGUAUUGGAAAUUUCUUUGGCACUCAUUUUAUAAUGGGUGGUGAGCGAUUUGACACGCCCCAACCAGAGUCAUAUUUGUUUGGUGAGAAUGCGGAUCUUAAUUUCUUGGGUAAUCGCCCCACAGCAUUUCCCUAUCCGCCACCACAGGCCAACGAACCUACCAAAACUCUCAAAAGCCUCGUCAACAUAAGAAAAGAAUCGGUGCGCUUUGUGAGAGUACCGAAUGAUAAAAAGUCAAGCUGUGCUGAUGUUAAGACCUUGCAGCAAAAUGAAAAAAAUAGAAAACUAACGGAAACUGCAUCUAUUGAGGAAGUGGACGGCAGCGUUCUCUGUAAUAUGGGUGGAGUAAAUAAAGGAAUAGAGGCGGUGCCACCAAACUACAAUGUUGAGUUUACCUUCGAUUCCGACGCAAAAUGUGCUAUAACUAUAUAUUACUUUUGUACAGAAGAUGUGAGUUCCAGUGGUAUAAGGCUAACUCCACGCGAUGGAUAUUCUCUUACAUCUGAUACGUACCAUUACGAAAAAGGUAUCAAUCAAUGUUUUUCACAACCCAGCCACGUAUUUAACCCACACGUAAUACCCGAAGAUGACCUUUUAUACAAUGCUGGUCGCGAACAAUACCCAGUUGCUAUACAUUGCGUCAUCGAAGAAGGCAAUGAAGAUUGUCGUCAGUCGCAUACUACAAUUUGCGUAAUAGACCACCACCCAGAAACAUGCAGUUAUGUGCUACGUGCACUUAAGCAGAAAAUUUUUGUGGACGGUCUAUGCUACUUAUUGCAAGAGAUCUACGGCAUUGAAAACAAAGCAGUUAACAAAGCGACGAUGGAUGAAGAAAUUGACGAUCAUGGCAGUGAGUGCGUUAUUUGCAUGAGCGAAACCCGUGACACACUUAUUUUGCCCUGCCGACAUCUUUGUCUCUGUAACUCCUGUGCCGAUUCUCUGCGUUACCAAGCCAAUAACUGCCCCAUCUGUCGUGCGCCAUUUCGUGCACUCUUACAAAUACGAGCCGUUCAAAAGGGAAUCAGCACGCAGAUGCUGCACCAGAAUACUCCAACUUCAGUGUCUGGCGAGCCAGCUCCUCCAGAUGUUCCGCCUGGAUAUAUACCCGUCUCACUUAUAGAAGCCUUGAAUGGCCCUCCACAAUAUGUCUCUCGUACCAGGUAUGUGUGAGUUGUUCU